This is a messenger RNA of Suillus paluster, 492 nucleotides long. RefSeq lists its product as uncharacterized. The coding region runs from base 1 to 492 and encodes 163 amino acids. The record is from RefSeq and is a predicted model, not a curated record. NCBI's taxonomy places the organism in Eukaryota, Fungi, Basidiomycota, Agaricomycetes, Boletales, Suillaceae. The transcript has a single exon.
AUGGCCCCACUACAUACUUGCAUCGGUGCAUGUUGCUUCACUCUUACCAAUGCCACUGCUGAUGGUGAUCUCCUGGUCGUGGUCAAUAUCAUUUGCAUGUACCUUGAGUAUGAUGCUCACUUGAGGUUGGGCACCACCGCAGAUUGUGCAACACCUGUGGGAUACGGGGAGUUUGCUUUGGCCUUUAACACCAUGCAGUCCCUUUCCUCCGCCACUCUGCGAUUCUCAGAAGGGAAAACUUACAGGCCCAAAAUCACUGGCCCCUCACCAUCACUCACUGACUUGGUUGGGGAAAAUGUGCCUGCCAAGUCCAAUCACAACCCUACUCCACCGCUUCCUGAAGGAGGACACUGGAUCAACCCUCAGCAUGUUGAGCUCCUGGAAGAGGCUCUGUGGCAGAACCUCAAAACUGCCAAAAGGAAAUGUGAGUGGUGUGAGCGCACAAUUGCAGAGCAGAAAAACAAGUAUACCCACCGACGAAUACCCCAUUAA